Molecule: messenger RNA, 5069 nt
Organism: Umbelopsis ramanniana AG
Lineage: Eukaryota; Fungi; Mucoromycota; Umbelopsidomycetes; Umbelopsidales; Umbelopsidaceae
Exons: 2
Coding region: 22-4845 (1607 amino acids)
Biological process (GO): nuclear pore organization
Cellular component (GO): nuclear pore inner ring; nuclear pore
Molecular function (GO): structural constituent of nuclear pore
Source: RefSeq, a predicted model, not a curated record
CACCAACCCUUCUCUAUCACUAUGACGGACGUCCUUAGCGCCCCUCAAUGGUCGCAAGGAUUUGGCGAUCUGCACAAUUUAAUAGCAGAAACCUUAAGAUCACCAUCACCGCCUGCUAUUAGGAGAUUGCGACAAGGAAUUGAAGCCUACCGUCCGCAAUUUUUGCAGUUGCUUGACGAUCCACCCAAGAAUCAAGAUCACAGAAACACCAUUAUUUCCGGUCGAGCAAUUAUCAAUGGCGAUCGCAAAAAGAUUAAUGAACAGUUUAUGAAGCAGACCGUGUUCCUGAGCGACCAACUUAACAUUGACGAACAUGUUGCAGCAUCUCUCAUUUAUACUGGAAAGUCAAACAUGACCAAGUUUGACAACUCUGAAGUUGAUAGUGCUAUUACGCUUUAUCAUAUGGAACGAGGUUACCUUUUGGAAUGCCUUAUUCAACUUGUUAUCAUGGCCAGAAAUGCAAACGUGGAUACAACCCUUCGAGAAACUAGCUAUACAUUUAUUGCCGGUCUUGUCAGCGAGUCCAUUUCGACCGAUAUCUAUAACAAGGCAAAAAUAGGAACUCUGCCGACCAAAAUUUUGGCCACUAUUGAUAGACUACAAAAGCAAAUCGAAUCCAUCGAGAGUACUGGUGCAUUAGAAGGCGCUCAACCAACAGCUGCGACAGGAGCACAGCCUGGAUUCGGAAAGCUUGGAACAGAAAUCUCCAACUUCAGACUGAGACGUCUCCGCGAUGAGCGUAUAGAUCUGGCCAGACUCCUGUAUCAUAUUGCUGCUUUAAUUGGCCUCGAUACAGACGAAACUAUAGCACUAGCAAAGAGUUUGAGAGAACGCGGAUCCAAGACAGAUAUUGGACAUUACCUUCUCAUGUGCUUUUUCGCUUCCACCAACAUGAACUUUGAUACCUCUAUCAGCAGCAUGAAUCAUCAAGAAACGAUUUGCCAAGAUACAAAGUUCAUUGAGCAGUUCGACCAAAUAUUAACAGGAGACGGCUGGAGUUCAGUUUCAAUCAGAGCUUCAGUGGCUCUACAAUGGUCUCUUUUCCUCGUUCAUGCUGUCAAGGCUCACUCUGACUUAAAAGACCGAUUACCUUUUGGAGAAGAUCGAGUGGCUGUCGUGGUCCAACGUGCAAUUGGUGACAACGUUUUCAAAUAUCUUGGAAAAGAAUUGUUAAGCUUUCAAUGCGACAAAGACAGAGCGUUCAACAAAGCAGGACGUUCGAAAUCCGGCAGUAGCGCAAGCGACUCAUCAACCAACAACACAGAAGUCUGUGAAAGCUUUAGAGAAGCUUUUAUUUACGAGAUUGAAGCCACAUCCAUUGCCUUCAUACAUCAUAUGUCAACAAUUCUACGACAGAUGAAGUUGGAUGAAGAAGAUGCUGAUAUCCCCAUGUACCAAAUGGGCAAUGCCAAAACUGCUAUUGUUCCUGCAGAGACAAGCCAAGUUACCUGUCAUGAUUUGGAAGAUUUCGUUAUAUUGCUUGCAAAUGUUUAUCGAAAUCGACCGGAGGCUGGACUCAAAUUCUGGCCCCCCAAUGACAAUGGCUUGAACAACUUUCUCAAGUGGAUUACAGAAGUUCGCGUGGUGGGCACAGUCCGAGCUGUGUAUGAAUUUUUGGCUUCACUGGCCACCGGCGAGAAAUGUGCUCUACAAACAUUUCACUUCUUUAGUGCUGAAGGUACCACUACCAAUCCUUCAUCCCAAAGCCUUUUCUCUUGGCCAAAACUUUUUGCUGCCAUCAACUUUUAUACACCACUAUUGAGUAACUACAACAAGGACUCACCAGCGACUUUGCCUUUGGAAGAAGAACGGGUUUUGGCCGCCUUUCUCCAUGUUUUCCGUCAAGUCAUUUUAUAUUCGGAUGUUGCCAAGAACUUCUUCUGGGAAAACGAGACUUUUGCUGCCUUGGCAUCUUUGAUCAACCUCUUGGGCUGCCCUACUACUCCAGCACUCCGCGCAUCUCUUUAUAGUUGCAUUGCAGCUUUUUGUACAGCCAAGGAUGAUGGCACAGAGAAUACCACAGCCAUUCGUUGCUCUCAGCAGAUAUGGCAGGUGCUCGAGGAUAGUGGCGUGUUGACUACAAAGAAGCAGAGACAAGCACUUGAGACGCAACAGCGACAACAACAGCAAACUGGUCUUUUGGGACAACCCUCGCAAAUCUUUGGCCUUCCAGGAAGUCAUCCUACUUCGACCAUCCGUGUUAGCAGCUCUCAUCAGGAAGGAGGCAUGGUCUACGAUAUUGCACAGGAAAGCAAACUCGGAACAUAUCCUGAAACGCUGGCUUUCAUCCACCUUUUACAAUCGUUAAUUCAUGAAGCCCCAAAGGCAACAGGAAAGAUGCCAGAACUGGUUUCCAUUUCACAGUCCAUUCCUGAUCGCUUAGGUGCAGCCACCCGCUCUCCUGGUACUGAACCCUACAUCUCUCUCAUCAUCGAUGAAGUGUUCUUGCCUGCUUCAAGUCGCAAGUACAACUACCCCACUGAGAAGUGGAAAGUCAUAGAGUCGUGUCUGGCCCUCUUUGAAAAGAGUUUGCUCACAUUUAAUCUGGGAUCUUUGAACAGCAGUCCCAAGAUGGGUAUGAGUACAGACAAUAUCCUCCUGACGUACAUCAGCCAUCCAGGAUUCGAAAUUUUGAAGCGAUUGCUGUCGGGCUCAAAGUUUACGGUGGAAAUCUUCAAGAUUGUAGAAUAUGGCGUUCAGGCUGUUCACGACAAUACUUUCCGGACUCAAUAUUUCACAAAGUGCGUUGAACGAUGUCUUUCCAUCAUCUCACAUACCUUAAAAGUGCAAAACACCUUUUGCAAUGUCUUGGUACAUCAAUUUAGCAAGAACUCGUCAGGACUUUCUGGCGCUGAAAUUUCAAUUGCUGGAUACAAGUAUCCCGCUUUACCAUCUGUCGUGACACUAGACACUUUCCUUCUUUACCACGCCAAUGUGAUUGUUCAAAUUGCGUUGUUUGUCAACUGCCAAGACAGUGAGCAAAUCAGUGUAUCCAGCAUCAGCAUCAUGUCUGCUUUGUCUGCAUCUCCAAACCUGUCACAGCUUCCUACUGAUUUGAAGAGUACCAGCAGUGGUCAUUCGAUUAUCAGUGGACUAGGUGCCAAGCUGACUCAAGUCCUGGCCGCCAGUCCCGACCAUCUAUCCAUUAUCCAUGGCUUUUUGGAACAAUUAGAGAUUGGCGAACCUGAAUCUAUUGGCUACAAUGAUUCUGACUUUGAUAGAUACAAUAUCCCUUUCUGGGUGACCAACGCAAGUUCUGAUAACUCCUCACAAGGCACGCUUACUUCAUCUGUUCGACUUGCUAUUGUCAAUUUGAUUCUCGAGAAUUUGGAUGGCAAAAGAUCAAAGCCAACCAUCGCUCACUAUAUCUUGGGAUAUGAUGUUUUUGGAUCCAUUGUCAAGACGGAUAUCAAGGAUCCUAUCUCAGCAGGUCCCAAAGUAUCGUGUCUUCAUGCCAUCUUGGCCUUGUUGCAGUCUGGUGUUGAUGGUAAUGCAGAAAGCAUUAGUGGUAUGAUGGACGAAGAGGAUCGAGAACUGGCUCCUCUUUACGCAACACAUCCUAUUCUGGCUGAGAAAUGUUAUCAAAUCAUCUAUAAGCUUUGUUCAAGUGAAGCCACGUCUCAACCCACUACAAGAUAUCUGCGCACUCGAGAAGACUUCUUCUAUGUUCAGUUCAAGGCUCUGCCUAGCAAGUUCUCAAGUCGGUCCAGUGGACCGGUAUCACCUUUCCAAGGCACGCUGAACUCAUCUGAUGGUACCAGUAUGGACAUUGAUUUUUUCAAUCUCAAGGCACUGUUGCAUUUGCGAACAUGGCUGCUCAAGUCUAUAGCGAUCGAGCUCCAUUUGACCACGUCAGCUGGUCAAAAGUCUUAUUCUAACCGGUUGAUGAGUCUACUGUAUGGCACCAACCCAAUACCCGACGAUAUGGAUGUGGAAAUGACGGACUAUAGCAAUUUCCAGCAGCCACUAGCCAAGAUGCUUGAAAUCUUUAGCUCUCUAGAUUUCACAUGGACAAGUCCAAUCACUGAAAAGGCCAAUGGAUUUAAAGCUCAAUACUACCGUGGAUUCUAUGCUGAAAAGUUCCAACAUGAAAAUGAUCAGGGUUGUCCACUUUAUGAUAUCCCUGCGGCCUACCACCAUCUCCGGUCGGAGUUGGACCGACAAAUCCAAGCUGGCACCAUCACUUCAGUCAACGAAAGUGCCUUAGUGGAAGAUGAAAUUCAACGUAUUUUGGAGGUUCUGAUUGCUCAAAACCAAAGCCGUGAGAUUGCGUUUGCUCGAUACCAUUGUUUGCGGGCAUGGAAACAAGUGGUCCAUUUGACCCUGACUGAGUGUCUCGACCUCAUUCCUUCUGAUUCUCGCGAGCACAUCUUAUUGGAUUUAAUCAACGCAUUGCUCCCCAAACUCACGAGCGACGCCUACAGCAUCAUCACCUACGAUAUCACAGAGUUGCUUUUGGCAUGCAUGACUCGACUUCGUGACCAUCAUCGCAGUAAGGGAGAUGGCGAAAUGAAACUGAGUUCACGACUUCCUGAUGAAAAACUCAAGAGCUUGUUCAGGGGUAUUCUCGAAUUCGGUAACACUGACUCUACCAGCAUUGCUAGUCGUGGCAACAUGUAUGUGACCUUGCUCAGCUUCUUACUGUACAUGGAAGAAAGUCGGAAACAAACUCCUUCCGAUCGUCUCAAGUCUCAUAUGCUCGCCGUCGUCAAUGCCGAUGGAGAUAACUUUAUACGGCAGCUCUAUAGAGAUGCUCAAGAUGGUGUCGAUGUUUGGCGAACGACCGCUAAUAUCACCUUGAAUGCUCUCAGCGCUAUUGUCGAUGUCGUCCCCGCUUCAACAUAAUGACAGUCGAAGAAAAAAGAGAACAAAUAAAAAUAAAAACAUAGGGGAUCUUUACCAGUACUUUUCCGUAUCCUAUACUGUCUAUUGAAAAUUAGGAACCAGAGCAGAGAGCCUGACAUUUAUUCUCGCAAUCAUUAGUAACUUAAAGCAUGGCAGGAGAAACAGAAGCAAACAUAUACACUCACAGUUAUCAAAGUAUGAAUGUAUGAGUUUAUUGAUAUCAU